GCAGUAUAUCCUCCAGUGCAGUGUGUGUGUGUGAGUGUGUGUGUGGCGUACUGGAGCUGCGCUUUCCGUCCGCUACCUUUGUCUCUCUCACAGAGCUUCACUUUAGCAGGGCGCGCGGGGUUUAAGUUGCAGAGACGGAGGAGAACCGCUUUGAAGAAGUGGAUCUGGACGGGUUUAAUACACCCUCCCUCUCUAGAACUACUACAAAGGGAGUGAACGGAGAGAGUUGCGCUGCGUAAACCGACACCGACCAUCGCGCCGCUCGCUCGCUCGCUCGCUCCCCUAGACGUCAAAAAAGCAAGCAUGCGGGAAAACACAAGGAGCUGAGUCUUUCUUUGGGAAAUGUGGAUUUUGUUGGGCUCGUUUUGAACUGCUGCUUCUCUGAGACCAAGCGCUGUGUGCGUUUUCGUGCGUUUUUGGACGCGCUGACAGUCCGUGAGCGUUACGCACUGACUCGCCAGAGGAGCCAUUGUGCGCAUCUGGAGCCUCCACACCUCGUGGUCCAAUCAGAACCCUCGCUUCGGAAUCUGAACCUGCACUCCGUGGAGCGGAAUAAAAGGAGUGGGAGCGGAGAAAUGGGGUGUGCGAAAGUUCUUUUCGUUAUGUUCGUGAUCGGGUUUGAAAAGGGGAUUUGCGUCAACUGGAACCCCGUCCCACGCAAGACAGUUAAAUAUAAUGAUGUGCAGGACAGUAUGGCGAGGUUUCGCGCUGUUGGGGUGUGGAACUACACCAUGUUGACCCUGGCAGAACAUGAGAGGGUUUUAUACGUGGGCGCCAGAGAGCACAUCUUCGCCCUGGAUCCCAAUGACAUCAGCAGACAACUCCGACCACAGAUUGAGUGGUCGGCUCCUGUGGAAAAGAAAAGAGAGUGUGCAGCGAAGGGGAAGAAUAACCAGACUGAGUGCUUCAACUACAUUCGUUUUCUGCAGAGCUACAAUCACACACACCUGUACACAUGCGGGACAUACGCCUUCCAGCCCAAAUGCACGUAUAUUAAUGCAGAUCAUUUCACUCUGGAUAGCGCCGCCCCGGAGGACGGUAAGGGAAAGUGCCCCUACGACCCCGCCAAGGGUCAUACAGGCCUCAUUGUGGACAAAGAGUUGUACUCCGCCACCCUCAAUAACUUCCUGGGCACAGAGCCCGUAAUCCUGAGGAACCUGGGACAACAACAUUACAGCAUGAAGAGUGAAUACCUGCCGGCUUGGCUCAACGAGCCAAACUUUGUGGGUUCGGCGCUGGUCCGGGAGAGCCGUAACAGUAAAGAUGGAGACGACGAUAAGAUCUACUUCUUCUUCAGCGAGAGAGCGUUGGAGCUGGACUGCGACAGCGAUCUGACCGUGGCACGGGUGGCACGUGUGUGUAAGGGAGACCUGGGUGGCACACGGACCCUGCAGAAGAAGUGGACCACCUUCCAGAAGGCCCGCCUGAUGUGUUCUUUCCCCGAGCGCCACAUCACCUUUAAUAACCUGCGGGCCGUCUUCACCCUGCCUGGGGCGGACUGGAGGAGCACUAGUUUCUAUGGCAUCUUCCAUGCGCAGUGGGGGGAUGUGGAUGUGUCUGCUGUGUGUCAGUACCAGAUCGGAGAGGUGAAAAAUGUGUUCGACGGGCCGUAUAAAGAGUACAGGGAGUCGUCUCAGCGAUGGGUCCGAUACACCGGCACUGUGCCCAGUCCUCGACCUGGAGCGUGCAUCACAAACUUUGACCGGGAAAACGGCUACAACAGUUCUCUUCAGCUGCCUGACGCUACGCUAAACUUUGCCAAGAAGCAUCCGCUAAUGGAGCUCAGGGCGGAAGCUCGCCCCCUGCUGCUUACUAAAGGGAUCAACUUCACCCGAAUAGCUGUGGACAGAGUGAGCUCACUGGACCAGAGAUCCUACAACAUGCUCUUCAUAGGCACAGCGCACGGAUGGCUCCAGCGUGUCGUGAUUUUGGGUUCAGAGGCCCAUGUGAUAGAAGAGAUCCAGCUGUUUGAUCGGCAGCAACCGGUGGACAGCCUCACCAUCUCGCACAGCAAAAAGUAUUUGUACAUUGGCUCACGCUCUGAGGUUCUUCAGCUGCCCUUGGCAAACUGCAGCCGGUACCAUUCACAGCCAGACUGCCUGCUGUCCAGAGACCCGUACUGUGCCUGGGACAGCGAGGGACGCGCUUGUGUCCGCAUCGACCUCCACCGCGGCUCCACAUCCACACUCUCGCAAGACCUCAUGCUGGAGAGGUUCAACCGAGGAAAAGCCAAGUUUGAUAAGCCUUUCUCCAUCCCCAGCCCUGAUCAUUCUAGAUUGAGAAACGUAACUGUGGUCGUUGGGUCGGACCUGGUAUUGCCCUGUAAUCUGGUUUCCAACUUGGCCCAGCCCUUCUGGGAGCUCAACGAACGCGAGCUGGCCCUCGUGGAAGGUGAGGCCAUCGGGCCGCGAUUCGACCGAGCCCUCCGCUCCCUCGUCAUCCCCCAAGCCGGUUCCCUCCAAGCGGGCCGCUACAUCUGCUACUCGGAGGAGCAAGGCGUGAAGUUCCAGACGGAGAGAUACCAGGUCGCGGUGGUAGCCAGCGCGCCCGUCUUCAUGGAGGCCCGCGCUCCUGACGGCAGCAUGGGUUUAUUCUGGGUGCUGGUGAUCACAUUGGGCGCCGCUUGUCUGUUGCUGCUAAUCGCGUCUUUGUACCUCCGUCGAAGACUAAAGUUGGCGCUGGGAAAAGGGGCGGAAAUGAAGCCGCUAGAGAGCACUUUGGUGUACCCCAUUACUUUACCCAAAGAGCCUCCCAGCCGGCCGUCGUUCGUGCCGAGCAAGAUGGCGAACGACGAGGAUCGCUUCUGGGAAACGGGAGCUAAUUACUACUACUCGGACGGCUCCCUUAAAAUCGUCCCAGGGCAUGCGAUGUGCUCCGCCGGCGGCACGGCGUCUCCGAGCGCUAUUCCCGGUCAGCCCAUUCACUCGCCGAGCAGGUUGAGCCUCACCAACAUCCGAAACUCGGGCACCAAUGGAUACAUCCGCCUGAAUCUGAGCACGGCCGGAGAGGAGAGAGCGAGCGCGGGAUCGGGAAUGGGCAUGGGAAGCGGACUCGGACUGGGCAGCCGGGAGAACGACUACACCAGUCCUUUCAAAGAGGAGCUCCGGAGAACUCUGCAGCAGAGGAGCGUGCUUCCCGAUGCCAAUCCCGAGGAGUCUUCUGUGUAGACCGCACAGGAACCACAGAAAACCUCACCUACCUCCCUCCUGCUUGGGGAACUCUCUUCAUCUUACUCGCAACCUACUUCUUCUCUGUCAAUCUCCCGUGCCAUAAGGCCACCGACAUUCCCUUGGAUUAUUGUGGUUCUCAUAAGUACACUCAACCGAGACUGAACACAUCUCGCAAAGCUUUUUGUAAAUGUCUAUAUUUAACGGACCAGACCGACGGGGCUAACAGGCGAACACAGGUACAUCUCUGAGAGGAACCCGACCCGUCAGUCUGAUCUGCGUCGGACAGAUGUCUGGCAACCCAAUCAUUUGGCAAGACGGAGGAUACAGAGCUUAUUUUUGACGUCCAGAGGUUGCUUGCCCCUUUUUAUGGGUUGAACACAUGAGAGAGGAGGCGAAAAGGACAUGCAUAAACUUAAAUCGCAAGAUGACAAUCACGCUCUUCUCUCAAGAGUGAAGCAGAGGAGAAAUUGUCUAGGGGGGAAAAAACGAAAGCAGGACUUGAAUCAUGAACAAAUGCUUUGCCUUUCUUUCUCUACGGCUCAAGAACUUUUUUUUCAAAUUUUGUCUUUUUCUGAGAAUGUGUAUUUGAGACUUGCAGCACUAAUAUAUUGUGAGGGUUUUUUCAUGUCAACUGUUGAAGAAGGUUUUCUUCUUUUCUUUUCUUUUUUUUUUUACGAUUGAUAGUUUCAUCUGAAAUGUGAAAGGAUUAGCAGUGGUGGUAGCAUGAGGAAAGUGUGAACAGAAUGUGUACUAAGACUGUGUUGGAUGUGACAACAAGUGCAUUAUUGUAUAUAUUUGGCUUGAACUGCCAAAUGAAGUACAACCCCAGUGUUUGCCUACAUGAUGGAAUGAAACUUUACUUCUGGCAUGGGAUAGAAGACUCCGCCCACGUUCUGAAGCCGGAUUGUUCUACAUGAAAGGGAUCCUUGAUAAAGGUCCAGGAUGCGAAGUAGAGGCUACGGCUGAUCAGAACACAGUGUGGGCUUUGCAACUCAAACAGAGACUAAAUAUAAAAACAGGGUGAAAACUGAAAGCAGAGGACAUUUCAUUCCAUUGACUUUGAUUGUGAAGACAAAUGAAGGAGAUUUCGAUUAUCCGUGACCCUGUGGGUGGAGAGGCACUAUGAUGCUCAUCACUGGUCCAUACUUUGUUGCAUGAUGUUCUGCAAAAUAUAUUACAUAAGUUUCAACAAUAAAACUGAUAUGUUUUAGAAAAAAAAUGAAAAAGACUUUUCGUACCUGUGCCUCUUCACCAUGGGUGAAGCCAAAGCAGACUGCAGACAUGUUUUUCUUCUCCGUUUACUCUUCUCCUUUCUUUUUUUUGUUCAAUUCUCUGCUUUAUGUUCUGGAAUUGGUCCAUUGCACAGAACUCAAGUAUUGUCUGAAGUCUUUGUUACUACUACUCUUGUUUUGGUGGAAUGCUAUUCUUUGUGGCAUGAGAGCUUUACGAUUUUGCAAGCGGCUUUCCAUUCUGUCAUUUGCUCUUUUCUAGUCUACACUUGUUAGAUGAGAUCUUUGUACUAAAAAGUACGCUGAGAAAUGUCAGAUUAACAAGGACCGAAUACUUUCUGCCAGGCCUUCUCAGGGCUCUCUUGAAAUUGUGAGACUUCACUAAUUGCUUUGACAAGCCUGACUUCAGUCUGACAUAAUUUCACUGGGAGACCCGAAGUGUUGCAUAUGCUAGUUUGCAUCAUGCAUGGCUUUUUUUUGUACUGAACAGUAUUCCCUGCUUGAUAAAAAAAGAAAGACGGUCAUCUCAGUUCAUUCAGUUCAUCUCCCAUGGCUUUAAAUCUGCUGUUUCUUUGUGAGUUUUUGUAUUACAAAAUGUCUCUUUUCUUGCAUUUCAAGAUAUCUUUAAAAAUGUUGCUGUUAUUUUUUUUUUUUUUAGGUAAUUAUGUUAAGUAACUUAUUUUGCUUGUACAAAAAGUUGAUAUUUAUUACCAUUGUACAUAUGCCCUUAUUUUUUAUAUAUGUAUAUAUCUUCAGAAAAUAAAAGUAGAGAUCAGUUCACAGUGA
This is a messenger RNA of Pimephales promelas (fathead minnow), 5185 nucleotides long. It is a transcript of the gene sema4c, whose product is annotated as sema domain, immunoglobulin domain (Ig), transmembrane domain (TM) and short cytoplasmic domain, (semaphorin) 4C. NCBI's taxonomy places the organism in Eukaryota, Metazoa, Chordata, Actinopteri, Cypriniformes, Leuciscidae. The record is from RefSeq and is a predicted model, not a curated record. Gene Ontology annotation, cellular component: plasma membrane; synaptic vesicle membrane. Gene Ontology annotation, biological process: semaphorin-plexin signaling pathway; neural crest cell migration; positive regulation of cell migration. Gene Ontology annotation, molecular function: semaphorin receptor binding; chemorepellent activity.